This is a messenger RNA of Acanthisitta chloris (rifleman), 863 nucleotides long. RefSeq names its product vaccinia related kinase 3 (gene VRK3). Lineage: Eukaryota; Metazoa; Chordata; Aves; Passeriformes; Acanthisittidae. Gene Ontology annotation, molecular function: ATP binding; protein serine/threonine kinase activity. The record is from RefSeq and is a predicted model, not a curated record. Gene Ontology annotation, biological process: peptidyl-serine phosphorylation; signal transduction. The transcript has 9 exons. The annotation marks the transcript as partial. Gene Ontology annotation, cellular component: cytoplasm; nucleus.
CACAGUCAACUUCUGGAACCUGUCCUCAAAAGCAAAGCUACUCCCUCAAACUUGAUGCCAAAGAUGGGAGGAUCUACAAUGAACAGAAUUUCUUCCAGCGAGCUGCCAAGGCAGGCACAGUGGAGAAGUGGAAGAAGCAGCACUUGGUGCCAUUGUUGGGCAUCCCCAAUUGUGUUGGCUUUGGACUGCAUGCAGACAGCUACAGGUUUUUGGUGUUCUCUGUCUUGGGGAGAACUCUCGAGUCAGUCCUGAGUGAUGGCUUGCACCUGCUGGGGGAGAAGGCAGCUUUCCAGAUUGCAGUCCGCCUGCUAGACUGCCUGGAGUACAUCCAUGAGAAUGAGUAUGUGCAUGGGGACAUCACUGCAGAGAACAUCUAUUUGAACCCAGCAGACCUCACACAGGUGACCCUCGCAGGCUAUGGCUUUGCAUUCCGAUACUGCCCUGGGGGGAAGCAUGUGGCUUGGCGUGAGGGCAGCAGGACCCCUCAUGAAGGCACCGUGGAGUUCAUCAGCCUGGACAGCCACAAGGGUGCAGGACCAUCUCGCCGGAGUGACUUGGAAUCCCUGGGCUACUGCCUUCUGAAAUGGCUCUGUGGCGUCUUGCCUUGGUCUGAUGAGGUGGACAAAGUAGAAACUGUGGUGGAGAGGAAGGAAAGGUACAGAGAGGAUGUGAAGUGCCUUCUCCGACUGUGCUUCAAGCAGAGAUCAAUUCCAGAUGCACUGCAGAGCUACCUGCAGCAAGUGCUGGCCCUGGAGUAUGAGGAGAAGCCUGACUACGAGGCCCUGCGGCAGCUCUUCAAGAAGCCCCUGGAGAAGAUGAAAGCUUCAGCCUACGACUCUGUGGAUGUCCGAAUGGUUCCCUAG